AUGGCGAAAGGAAUUACCCUAACUCCAACCACAACAAACCAACCAUCUACCCGCCAGAACCCUGACAAAAUUUCCAAAUCCUUUGUUAAUUCGAAUGCCAGCGAUGGCAACGAUCUCCCCCAAGCCCAACCUCAGGUUUUCCCUGAAAACGAGACAGAACGUAAUCUCCGCAUUCGUCGCUUAUUUGAUGAGCUAGACAAAGAUAAAACGGGAUUCAUCGAUAAGCAUAACAUACAAACGACUUUUGAGAGACUCAAGCAUUUACCUGCACGAAACAAACAAAUCGAUAAGAGUAAUGAUAUGAAGUUGCAACCCGAAGAAAUUGAGCAGGCACUGGCAAAGGCAGGAAUACAUUGCACAAAACAAGAGCUUCGAAAAUUUAUGGAAGCUCUUGAUAAAGAUGGAAACGGUGUAAUUGACUUUAACGAGUGGCGGGAUUUUCUCCUACUUCUCCCUCGCGAAACUACUCUUCGAGAAAUCUACACCUACUAUCAAGCCUUUGCUAAGCUGAAUAUGGACGGCGACGUAAUAAUAACAGCAACGGAUCCACGUUAUAUUCUUGCUGGUGCAAUUGCUGGUACAGUCAGUCGAACGGCUACCGCGCCUUUUGAUCGACUGAAGGUCUACCUCCAAACACAGUAUCACACACUGCCGAGCCGCUCUCGAGCGCAUAGCGCAGUCUUGGAAUCAGCAAAGAAUUUGUUUAGGUCUGGCGGGAUUUUAAAUUUCUUUUGCGGUAAUGGGCUGAAUGUAGUUAAAAUUGCUCCAGAGAGCGCAAUCAAAUUCUUUUCCUACGAAAGAAUAAAAGCUGGAGUCGCUACAAUGUUGGGUAAAAAAGACAAGGAAUCAAUCGGAAUGAGUGGGCGAUUCUUAUCGGGCGGAUUGGCUGGUAUUAUAUCUCAGUUCAGCAUAUACCCUUUGGAAACCCUCAAAACGCGUAUUAUGAGCUCCGCUGGUGUUUCCUCUGCUUCGGCCUCAUCCAAUGAGGGUGUAUUGCUUACCACCGCGCAGGGGAUGUGGAAUAAGCAAGGAAUCCGAGCGUUUUAUAAGGGUAUUGUUCCUGCUUUGGUUGGAGUAUUUCCAUAUGCUGCAAUUGAUAUGAGCGUGUACGAGACAUUGAAAAUGGGGUAUGUUAAAUGGCAACAUGGUGAGGAGCUACAAGACCCGCUAAAGCCUUUGCGUCCGGCGAGUGCGUUCGUCUCACUUGGGUGUGGAAUGAUGUCGGGUUCUAUUGGGGCCAUUAUGGUUUAUCCCCUUGCGCUUGUGAGGACACGGUUGCAAGCACAAGGAACCGUCGGACACCCUCAGACGUAUGCUAGUACAACUGAUGUUAUCAGAAAAACAUAUGCUGCAGAAGGUAUUCGAGGAUUUUACAAAGGUCUUGUACCAGCUUUGACAAAGGUUGUGCCUUCAGCAGCAAUAACUUACCUGGUCUACGACAAGUCAAAGACGAUUUUUCACCUCAAAUAG
Paraglomus brasilianum is the source of this 1470-nucleotide messenger RNA. Lineage: Eukaryota; Fungi; Glomeromycota; Glomeromycetes; Paraglomerales; Paraglomeraceae. The record is from the annotation of a GenBank genome assembly.